UCCGGGAAUCGGUGGUUGAUGUGUGCGGCCUGGGCGCGGGGCGGGCGCCGCGUGGUGGUGGAGGAAGCCGGGUCCCGGCCCUGGUGCAGGUAACUGUGAGCCGCCUCUUUUUGUAAAACCAAGGACCAGCGCUCGGAAGAGGGGCUUGUCGGACCGUUACCCACCGCGUCUCUGUGGGCCAGUUUGCUGUGCACCCCCGCGAUGGCCCAGCUCCAGACCCGCUUCUUCACUGACAACAAGAACGGCAGCGGUACCUCUCGGGGGUUCCUCCGGGACCCACCUCUGGUAUCGCCAUUUAAAUUGUGACCGUGGAGGAGCCGGAGGGCUGCGGGGCUGCCGCCAGCAGGAGGCACAUUCUGUCAUUGGGCCGUGAACCAAGUCGUUGCAGGCUGUCUGCCCACGAUGUGUCCGUUUCUGAAAACACAGCUUCAUUUUCUUUUUAAAUAUGCAGUAGAUGAUGUUCCCUUCUCAAUCCCUGCAGCUUCUGAAGUUGCUGACCUUAGUAACAUCAUUAAUAAAUUGCUGCAGGCUAAAAAUGAGGUCCACAAGCAUGUGGAGUUUGAUUUCCUUAUCAAGGGCCAGUUUCUACGAAUGCCCUUGGUCAAACAUAUGGAACUGGAAAACAUCUCAUCAGAAGAGGUUGUGGAACUAGAAUACGUGGAGAAGUACACUGCACCUCAGCCAGAGCAAUGUUUGUUCCAUGACGACUGGAUCAGCUCAAUCCAAGGGGCAGAGGAAUGGAUCUUGACUGGUUCUUACGAUAAGACUUCUCGGAUCUGGUCCUUGGGAGGAAAGUCGAUAAUGACAAUUGUGGGACAUACAGACGUCGUAAAAGAUGUGGCCUGGGUGAAAAAAGACAACCUGUCUUGCCUGCUGCUGAGUGCCUCUAUGGACCAGACGGUCCUCCUGUGGGAGUGGAACGUGGAGAGAAACAAGGUGAAAGCCCUGCACUGCUGCAGAGGCCACGCUGGGAGUGUGGACUCCAUAGCUGUCGAUGGCUCCGGGACUAAAUUUUGCAGUGGCUCCUGGGAUAAGAUGCUAAAGAUCUGGUCUACAGUCCCUACAGAUGAAGAAGAUGAAUUGGAGGAAUCCACAAAUCGACCAAGGAAGAAACAGAAAACAGAGCAAUUGGGACUAACAAGGACGCCCAUCGUGACUCUGUCUGGUCAUAAAGAAGCAAUUUCCUCGGUUCUGUGGUCAGAUGCUGAAGAAAUCUGCAGUGCAUCCUGGGACCACACAAUUAGAGUAUGGGAUGUUGAGUCUGGCAGUCUUAAGUCAACCUUGACAGGAAAUAAAGUAUUUAAUUGUAUCUCCUACUCUCCACUUUGUAAACGUUUAGCAUCUGGAAGUACAGAUAGGCAUAUCAGACUGUGGGAUCCCCGGACUAAAGAUGGUUCUUUGGUGUCGCUGUCCCUAACCUCACAUACCGGCUGGGUGACAGCAGUAAAGUGGUCUCCUACCCAUGAGCAGCAGCUGAUCUCAGGUUCUUUAGAUAACAUUGUCAAGCUGUGGGAUACAAGGAGUUGUAAGGCUCCUCUCUAUGACUUGGCUGCUCAUGAAGACAAAGUUCUAAGUGUGGACUGGACAGACACAGGGUUACUUCUGAGUGGAGGAGCAGACAAUAAGUUGUAUUCCUACAGAUAUUCACCUACCACUUCCCAUGUGGGGGCAUGAAAGUGAAUGAUAAACUUGACUACAGAGAUUCUGUAAAUGUAAUUAUAGAGAAUCCUCAGAGUACAUCAGUGCAGAUCACCCUUUAUAAUAGUUCUUACUGUCUUUUUAUUUUGUAUUUAUUGUAUAACAGUGUGCAUUUAUAAAAUAUAAAAUGUGGCUUGCAUUCUCUACCUAUGCAAACUCUUGAAAUAAAACUGAGUUUAUUAUUUCUUUUUAAAGGUA
Molecule: messenger RNA, 1896 nt
Organism: Myotis lucifugus (little brown bat)
Lineage: Eukaryota; Metazoa; Chordata; Mammalia; Chiroptera; Vespertilionidae
Gene: WDR12
Product: WD repeat domain 12
Exons: 14
Coding region: 403-1674 (423 amino acids)
Biological process (GO): maturation of 5.8S rRNA from tricistronic rRNA transcript (SSU-rRNA, 5.8S rRNA, LSU-rRNA); maturation of LSU-rRNA from tricistronic rRNA transcript (SSU-rRNA, 5.8S rRNA, LSU-rRNA); ribosome biogenesis
Cellular component (GO): PeBoW complex; preribosome, large subunit precursor
Molecular function (GO): protein binding
Source: RefSeq, a predicted model, not a curated record